Molecule: messenger RNA, 501 nt
Organism: Fulvia fulva
Lineage: Eukaryota; Fungi; Ascomycota; Dothideomycetes; Mycosphaerellales; Mycosphaerellaceae
Exons: 3
Coding region: 1-501 (166 amino acids)
Cellular component (GO): membrane
Source: RefSeq, a predicted model, not a curated record
AUGGCGAUCUGGGAAAGCAGGCCCUUCGUCCUCGGCCUUCGCGUCGCACAAGCCGUUCUCGCCAUCAUCGUCCUCGGACUGUCAGCAUACGUCGUCAACUGGUGGUCCGGCUACUGGCACGCCUACUCGCCCCACCGCGUGAACUUCCUCGUCUUCUGUGCCGUCUGGACCAUCCUCGCACUCAUCUUCCUCAUUCUCGUCCCAUGGCGCUUCUCCGAGACAGGCGCACAUCACCCAAUCGUAUUUACGGCCGUCGAGGCAGUCACGAUGAUUUUCUGGUUCGCGGGCUUCAUUGCUGCGGCCGUGUUCUUGAGUGAUCGUGUUUGCUUCGGGAGUGUGUGUGGUGCAGCUAAGGCUGCGACGGUGUUUGGGGCUUUCUUGUGGGUCCUGUUCGCGAUUACUACCGCUUUGGCGGUCAUGUCGUUGAGCCGAAGGCGCAAUGGCACCACGAGUCAUCACAAUAAGGCGGAUCCGAAGUUCAAUGUCGCUGAGGGCGUCUAG